CUGCAGCGAGAAAUCCGCGAACGUUAUCUUUAGCGCGAUGAAAGAGAGCAACUGUAAUCCCAAGUUGUAGUUUUCGGUGAUCAUCCUGACGCCAUCUCGUUUUCCGACAUUUUGAGCAUGUACAGCGACGCGGAAGUGGCAAAUUUCCGGUUCGUCGAACUCAACGACAUCAAGAAAACAGUGUGCAUUAUGCACUCAUCAGGCACUACAGGGAUGCCGAAAGGCGUCGAAAUGUCCAAUUACUGUCUCUUACGUAUUAGUGAGGAUAAUAAUCUGGAUAUGACCAAUGCGGUGUCAAUUUGGUUCUCGUCACUCUAUUGGAUCAGCGGAAUAUUAAUGAACCUAAAAUCGAUCGUGCAGGGCGCCAAAGUGAUCCUUUAUCCGGAAUUCGAUGAAGAGAUGACGUGUAUACUGAUCGAGAAAUACAAUGUAACAGUGAUUUUUUUAAGCACGAGUAUGAUAAAUCGGUUUCUCAGAGCGGGUUACGUAAAGAAGUAUUCAUUACCAUCUUUGAGAGUUAUAAUUUGUGGCGGCGCGAUAAUCAAGCCAAAAGCACAGAAAGAAAUGAGAUGUAUCCUACCGCAUGUUCAGAUGUUACAAGGUUACGGAAUGACAGAACUCGGUGGAAUCGCGACGUUGCAGCUUCCACAUCACAAAGAUGGAUCUUGCGGGACAGUAGCCGAGAAUGUGGAAAUGAAGGUCGUGGAUCAAGAGAAUGGAAAUGUCCUUGGUCCAAAUAAUCCUGGAGAAUUAUGGGUAAAGACAGUGACCAUAAUGAAUGGCUAUUACAGAAAUCCUGAAGCGACGAAAAGUACUAUUGACGAAGAAGGAUGGCUGCAUUCGGGUGACAUCGGUUAUUUCGACGAAGACGGAGAACUCUUCAUUAUCGAUAGAAUUAAAGAGCUCAUAAAGUAUAGAGGAUGUCAAAUCUCACCUGCAGAAAUCGAAGGUGUUUUGAUAUUACAUCCAGCAGUAUUGGAAGUUGCAGUACUAUCAGUGCCUCAUGAAAUAGACGAUGAACAUCCUAUUGCUUAUGUCACUAAAAUGCCCGGAGCCAAGGUGACAGAACAAGAAUUAAUAGAUUUGGUGGCACAAAAUAUGAUGGAUCAAUAUAAACUUCGUGCUGGAGUUAAAUUUUUGGAUGCAUUUCCUUAUACAGGUUCAGGAAAAAUUGCAAGGAAAGAAUUGAGAGCGAUGAUUAAGAAAUUAUUCAAAUAAAACAACAGCAUAUAUAUUUAUAUUUUCU
Nylanderia fulva is the source of this 1246-nucleotide messenger RNA. NCBI's taxonomy places the organism in Eukaryota, Metazoa, Arthropoda, Insecta, Hymenoptera, Formicidae. The record is from RefSeq and is a predicted model, not a curated record.